This is a messenger RNA of Melanaphis sacchari, 1491 nucleotides long. RefSeq lists its product as uncharacterized. Bases 1 to 1491 code for a protein of 496 amino acids. NCBI's taxonomy places the organism in Eukaryota, Metazoa, Arthropoda, Insecta, Hemiptera, Aphididae. The transcript is spliced from 3 exons. The record is from RefSeq and is a predicted model, not a curated record.
AUGACAUCUGAAAAGGAACUAGAGAAAAUAAGGCAGCUCCUGCAAGAGGUAAGUGUUGACGAUUGUAAUAUUUUUGAUGACUCAUCGAACAGUGAAUCAGAUAUUUGCGAACCUGUGUAUAGAAAUAGUGAUACCGAACCUUCUGAUAUUUCGGAUACCGAAAAGUUGACUUCGUCUGAUGAUAAGGACGACGAAAAUUUUAUGAUAGGCAAAGACAAAAAAACUAAGUGGAGAAAAUCUGUCAUUACUAAAAAUGUCCGAACAAGAGUUCAAAAUAUUGUUAUCCAUUUGCCAGGUCCUAAAUUCAUUGCCAAACAAAUGAAAUCUCCAUUAGACUGUUUUAAUUUGCUAGCAGUUAUUGGUUUACUAAUCAUAGCUGGUUCAUUUCGGUCAAGCAAGGAAAAUUUAGUUGACCUUUGGGCUGUUGAUGGUACUGGGAUAGAUAUUUUUCAUGCCACCAUGUCAAUGGACAGAUUUUUAUUUCUAAUGCGUUGCUUGCGAUUCGAUGACAUAAACGAUUGUGCUCAACGUAAAGAGCUCGAUAAAUUAGCACCAGUUAGAAAACUGUUUACAAUAUUUGUUCAAAAUUGUCAAAAUGCUUACACAAUUUCAGAAUAUUCAACAAUUGAUCAGCAACUAGUUGCUUUCAGAGGUAAAUGUCCUUUUAGACAAUAUAUACCAAGCAAGCCAGCAAAAUAUGGCAUAAAAAUUCAAACUUUAUGCGAUGCUCGAACUUGGUAUGUAUUGUCAAUGGAAAUAUAUGCGGGAAAACAGCCUGCAGGACCCUAUGAGCUGUCAAAUGCUGCCAAAGAUGUUGUUCAUAGACUAACAGAACCAAUUGAAAAUACAGGUAGAAAUAUAACACUUGACAACUGGUUCACAAGUAUACCUCUUGCAGAAGAGCUUUUACAAAAAAAACUAACUUUAGUCGGUACUUUACGAAAAAAUAAACCUCAACUUCCCCGUGAAUUGAUUGACAUAAAAAAAAGAAUUCUAUAUAGUACUAUAUUUGCGUAUAAUAACCAAAUAACUGCACUAUCGUACGUCCCGAAAAAAGGCAAGAACGUAGUUUUGAUUUCAACAAUGCAUUCAAAUUCAAAUGAUAUUGAUUCUACAACCGGUGAUGCGAAAAAACCUGAAAUCAUUUCGUUUUAUAAUACCACUAAAAUAUUAGAUAUCGCAGGAAUAAACUCGCAAGUCAUUUUCGUAUCAAACAAUCCAGAAACAAAAACUGUUCGAAGACUUUUUCUAAGAGGGUUGGGACUAGAUUUGCUAAAGCUACAAGUUUCAAAAAGAGUUACAACCAAAACCGUCCCUAGAAGUUUACGUUUAGAAGCAGCAAAAUAUGCUAAUCUCCCGGUGGAAAAAUUGAAACAAUCUUCAUCACAAAACCGCUCAUCUGGAAGGUGUAUAGUAUGUCCGAGUAACAAAGAUAAAAAACUAAAUGUUCGUGCUAUAAGUGUAAUAAUUUUAUGUGCCAAAACCACAUGA